CUGUGCGAAACUUAAAUUUUUUGUAUUAUCAAUAAAAUUCCAUUUACGUAUGUAUCGCAGUUGUAUAGAGAUGGUGUAAAGAUAUCAACGAAACUUGAGAUUACAAAGAAUAACGAACUGUUAUAAGGUGUCUUUUCAGAUAUAAACGGUGUAAGCCAUGUGUUCCCAUGAGAACAUCACAUGGACAAUCACGGACAAUUCUGUUACAGACAGGAUGCUCGAGAACUCCCUGAUACAUAAAUUUAGGCCAUCACGGAAAAUACGAAAGAGCACAAAACUACUCAAUACUAAAAUAAAAAAACAUUGUGGUGUGAAAGAUUAUAAGCACUAUGUAGAAUUGAAAACCAAUGUCAUACGAAACUUAGUAAAAGAUACUGAUACUAGUGAUAGUAGCAGUCUCAGUGAUGUCGAUUACGAUAUUAUAUAUAAUUCUUCAUCAAAACGAGCCAAAUAUAAAGCCAGAAGUUUUCAGAAUUAUGUUUCUAUCCGCAAGAAGGACUAUGAAGGCUGUAACAGAAGAAUUAUCAUACAUAAGAAGAAAAGCAGAGGCAGAAGUACAGAAAAAAAAGUACAAGUGAGAAGAUCGCUGCGAUUGAAUCCUGCAGUGUCUGAGGAAUGUAUUAAUACAGACUGGCAAGAAGUUACAAACAAGAACAAUAGUGUAUCACGUAAACGAUCACAUACAAAUAUCUCAAAUAAUAAAAAAAAUAUUUUGAAGGAUAAUGAUCGUAUUCAUUUGAAAGCUCAAUCUAGUAAGCAAUCUCUUUCUUCACAAUUUGAUUCUCAAAUCGAUUCGGCAUCUAGUAUAAUAAAAUCUGGAAAUAAAUAUGUGAGACGGAAUCACGAAGACUUUGAUGUAAUAGAUAAUAAAUUAAGUUCCGAAGAUAAUAUGAUAUCCAAUAAAACAAAACCUGUGAGUAAAAGAAAAAUUGAACUUAAUUCUCAUGGUUUACAUUAUUAUUCUCUACCUCAAUCGAUAAGUUUAGAAAAUAAUACUAAUUCUGAUAAUGAAUUAAAUUCCCUUGUUAAAUCAAAAGAUGACGUCAACGAAUCAACUGCAGUAAUUGAAAGUUCGAUAAACUCGAAGAAUUGUGACAGUGUUUAUAUGAAUCACAAAUCAAAAUUGUUAAAAAAUGUUAAAAGAAACUUGAUAAUAGUGCUAGAGAAAGUCGAUUCCAUGAAUAAUAGUAAAAAUGCAACAGAUAAAAAUAUAGGAGGUGAAUUAAGUUAUGAUCAGUUACUUCCAGAUAUCGUAAAUUUUGAUCGACACCACAGUACACCAUUAAAGAAAAUACAAACAAAUGUACCUAAUAAAGAUUUGUCAUCAGAUGUUUUGCAAGAUCAGCAAAAAGACUCUGGAAUUGAUGAAGAUUUGGAAGAUAGGUUGGUCAAGAUCAAAAAAUCUAAUAAGACUCCAAUGAGUCAGAAUAUGGAGAAAAACGCGAAUAAAAUUCUUAUUUCCUCUCUUGAACUGAACAAGAUUGAUGAAGCACUCGAAACAAUGGAAGAUAGUGAAGAAGUUGUAAAGGAUCCACGAUUUAAUGACAUUUUAAGAGAACAAAUUAACAAAGAAGAGAGGACACCUUCUGGAGAAGAAAAAAUGGAAAAUUCCUCCCAAUUAAAUCAAAUUGAUAUGAACGUAGAAACAAAUGAGCAAGAUGAACAUUUUGUAAAAGCGAAAGAUUCAAGUGAUAUUCUAAAACAGCAAUUGUUAUCUCCUAAACAAGAUUGUAUGAAGGAAGCUCAUUCGAAACCUUGCAGUCUUAUGCUGAAAAAGGAAGAAGAUAUAUCUCUCCAAUUAAAGGAAGAUAAUGCAAAGGUUGAUGUAGAGGUUCCUUCAAUUAAUCACAAAGGAAAACAAAAUACCAAAGAAGAAAAAGAAUCCUCCGAAGAAAAAAUAAAAAAUUUCCCUCAAUUAAAUCAGAUUGACAAUGUCACAGAGAUUCAUUCGAUAAAUCAUGAAGAUCGAACGCAUUUCGUGAAAUCAGAAAACUUAUGCGAUGUUCAAAAACAGCAACUAUCUCCUAAGGAAAAUAUAAAAGAUGUUCAUUCAAAAUCUUACAAUAAUAUGUUAGAUAAAAAUAAUAGACAAACAAAUGAUGAGGAAGAAGAAAAUAAUUUCUUCCAAUUAAAUCAAGUUGAUAAGAAUGCAAAGAUGCAUUUAAUAAAUCAAGAAGAUAAAACUUAUAUGAAACAGGAUACACAUGAUACACAAAAACGUCAAACUUCAUUACCUAAAAUUAUGUGCACUGAAAUUCUAAACAAAAAAUAUAAGCUAACAUAUAAGAAAGACAAUGUCGUCAAGAGUAAUAUAGAAAAAAUUGAUAAAAUUGAUAGUACGAACAUUAGCAAUGAAAAUGCUUCUAUAAAAAAGAAUACUUUAAUACAUUGUCCAGAUAUCGUUGAUCAUAAUACUGAUAAUUUGCAAGAAGCAGAGGUAAAUGAGGAAGAAAUUGAAACACCAAUGGCAUUAGAAACUGAUAAUGAAGAGAAUAAUAUGAACUAUAUGUCACCUCAAACUAAAAAGCGACUUCAGCAACAAGCAACAUUGAAUUUAGUAGUAAACAGCGAUUCCAGUGAAAGUGACGAUGAAUAUGUAACCACCAAAACCUCGCAAAAACAUAUUGAUAGUUCAAAUACGAGUUAUUGCAGUGAAGACGACAACUUGAACAAUGAUGAAAUCAACUGCGCUCCUAAACAAACCAAUGUAGGGAAAAUAUUUGCAUUUGUAAAAAGGCUACAUCAGAAGAAAUAAUUAGAUUCAACGAACACGAAGGAAGACAUGAAAAAGACUGAAUCAUUAAUAAGUUGUACAUAUGCGAAUAAUGAUUCAUUGCAAUCUACAACAAACAAAAACUCACUACAGGAAACGUCAAAUUGUGAAAAUGUACAUAAUGAUAACCGAAGUCAAGAAAACUUAAUUGAAAGUCUUCAGUUAAAAGUUUCUGAUAGUGACGUUUCGUGCAAUAGUAAGAAAUCUAUUAAUGAAUUUCAAAAACACAAACAAUCUAUGUUAGAUAAGGAGAACGUAUGUACUAAAAGUAAUCAGAAUGAAGAAGCAAUAAGCACUGAAUUUAAGACAAGAUAUGAAUCUGAAUACGAGCAAAGUACACAAGCAUCAGUCAAAUGUUCAAAUACACAUCUUAAUAGCUCUUGCCAAUAUAGACCACGCAAUUUACAACAACUAAUCGAAGAUCAAGAUUUGUUUGUAGAAAAAAUACCAGCAAGUUUUACAUUAGCCGAUCUUUCUGAAGACGAAGAAGCUUUUAUUUUAAAUGUUCCAAGCAAGGUACUGCAAAGCAAUUUGCAAGGUCAAGUACUAACAUUAAAAGAGAAAUCGAUAAAACUCAAUGAAAGUAAAUACAGAAUUGUUCGCAAAGAAGUGGGUACCACAUCUUGCAUUUUUGCUACUGGUAAAAAACAGAAACCUUAUAAGAUCAUAAAUAUUAAAAAUAUCAGUACUAUUACUGUACGAGAAAAAUUGCCACAAGAUUCGAGAAAGUCAAAUGUAUUGAAUUCUAAUAAUACUGUUUCUUCUGUGCCAAAAGCACUGAACAAAAACCAACAAACAAAUACAGAGAGAAAUUCAAAAUCAGUGAAAAUUUCCAAUAAGAAGCGCAAACGAGACAAAAGUUCAGAUCCUGAAACUUAAUAUUUAAAAUGAAGAAGGAACA
Mycetomoellerius zeteki is the source of this 3674-nucleotide messenger RNA. RefSeq lists its product as uncharacterized. The record is from RefSeq and is a predicted model, not a curated record. Lineage: Eukaryota; Metazoa; Arthropoda; Insecta; Hymenoptera; Formicidae.